UAUUCCCCUGCCACUCCGCAAGAUUCAAUUUUUAUUCAAGCCCAUUCUCUCUCUCUCUCUCUCUCUCGCCUUACCGAAUUCGACUGGUGCUCUUCUUCUCUGGUCCGCGCGUGCGUGUCUCCGUCUCGGUCCUCGCUCGAGCCCAUCCACUCUUCUGCCUCUCUCGCUUCCCACCACCUUCGUCAUCCUCUUCUUCAUCUGGGUUCGAAGGGAAGAAGAAGAAGAGCGAAGAUCGUCUGAGUAAAUGGCAUUAGCAUCGGCCUCUGCAACGAGCAGGACUUCCAUACUCUCAUCCCGCGCGAGGACGCCCCUCAAUAUUGUUGCUCCUCCGCCGUCGCCGAGGCUUCAGAAGCUUCGGACUUUUCACCCUUUGACCACCCCUGGCCUUCGCUGCAGUUCCUUCUCUCUGUCCCAACAAGCUCGGCUCCCUUCGACCCCUUGCGCUUCGCCGUCCAUAGCCGGCUCGCCAAUCCCGGGUGUCGAAGUUCCGGAGAGUACCAUCGAUGCCUGGGGAGAAUUCGCCAGAAACAUAUCUGGCGAGUGGGAUGGGUUUGGGGCGGACUUCUCCAUUGAAGGGAAGCCGAUUGAGCUUCCUGAGUCGGUUGUGCCUGAAGCUUACAGGGAGUGGGAGGUGAAAGUGUUUGAUUGGCAGACUCAGUGCCCUACUCUUGCAAAUGCUGAAGAGCGUAUUCUUGAUUACAAGACGAUUAAGUUGCUUCCCACCGUGGGAUGUGAAGCUGAUGCAGCCACGCGCUACAGUAUCGAUGAGAGAUGUGUUGGGGAAGCAAACAACAAAGCUUCCGCAUUUGCCUAUCAAUCUAGUGGCUGUUAUGUUUCUGUUUGGCCAAUGGAAGAUAAGGUCACAGAUAAGAUGUUGGAAGUGGAGUUUUGUUUGAUUAGUCCCCUAGACCGGGAGUCCCGUGUGAGGAUAACUCAGGUCAUACAUGUGUCCAACAACAAGGUUCUGCUUAAAGGUGUUAGGGUUUUUUGUGAGCAAUGGUAUGGGCCAUUUAGAAAUGGCGACCAACUGGGGGGAUGUGCUAUCCGCGAUUCUGCUUUUGCAUCUACUCCUGCCACGGCAGCUUCUGAUGUUGUCGGUGUUUGGCAGGGCCCCACUUCUACGGUGGAUUUCCACUGUUCUCAAGAUAAACUCUUGGAACUUAUGGAGGUUGGUGUACAAAGAUUGGCGAGGGACGAUAGUAACCUGGUGUUGCUUCCAAAACAGUUGUGGUGUUCACUUCGAGGAAGAGAAAAUGGUGAAACUUGUAGUGAGGCGGGAUGGCUGUUCGAUAAUGGCCGUGCUAUCACAUCCAGAUGCAUAUUAUCAAGUGACGCAGAGGCGAAGGAGAUAUCGAUAAUGCUUGAAUCCGCAUCGUUGGAUAAUGUAUAAAGAGCAAUGACAGCCAAAACUUCCAAAAUAAUGCCGGAAGUCUAGACUCGGUUUCAAGUAUGUUUGGCUGUCGGUGCGUGAGCACUCAAGCUUCAUAAGUUGAGGACUCGUUAUCGUGAUGAAAAAGAGAUCAGCCAUUUGAAUGAGAGACAUACCCAUCAAGCAGGGGAUACCACGGAUUACGUCUGCUCUUGCUGUUUGCAGAGAGAUGUUAGCUCUUAAAUUAUGUUUUGUAUUGCUCUCCAGAUUAAUACCAUCGUUGGGUCAGUGAUACUUUUGCAAUAGAAGUACACUGUAUCCAUCGUUCUCAAAUUUCUUUUACUCUGUUGUCGUUACCAUCUAUCCAUAGCUAAUAAAGAAGUUGCUAGCCCUUGUCAAUUCAUGA
Molecule: messenger RNA, 1775 nt
Organism: Eucalyptus grandis
Lineage: Eukaryota; Viridiplantae; Streptophyta; Magnoliopsida; Myrtales; Myrtaceae
Exons: 4
Coding region: 245-1390 (381 amino acids)
Source: RefSeq, a predicted model, not a curated record